Molecule: messenger RNA, 780 nt
Organism: Adineta ricciae
Lineage: Eukaryota; Metazoa; Rotifera; Eurotatoria; Adinetida; Adinetidae
Source: the annotation of a GenBank genome assembly
AUGUUUGAUCCACAGUUUCGUCUCUCGCCAGACCAAUUGGGUAAUAAUGGUACAUCCGAUGAUUCAUUGUCCAAUGGUCUCUGGUCACAAAUGUCGUUUGAUCAUCUUCUUGAACAUCACGAUGCACCGUCAACGAAAUCUCUAACAGUUAACGACACAACAAAUAACGAUUUCUGGUCGUCAGCACAAUUCAAUGAUUUUUUUAAUAAUUAUAAUCAACAAUAUCAGCAGCAAAAUCCACCUCUUGAUAUUUCAUCAUUACUAUCAUCAUCACCACCUCAACAACAACAACAACAACAACAACAACAGCAGCAGCAGCAGCAGCAGCAACAGCAGCAGCUUCUGCAUCAGCAAGUACCACCACUACAACAGCAAAACUUCGCAUUACCUCCGUUAGUUGACAACCAUAUAUUCGAACCACAAGCAGAUUCUCAACCACUAUUUUUCGGUGCAUAUCAUCCCGAGAACAAUCCAGUGUCAAUGAGGCGAGACGCGCUUCGUCCUCAUCAACAACAUCAACAACCAUUUAUCAAUCGCUCUCGACAAAUUCCACAACUUCAGCGGCAACAUCAGCAUCAGCGAACUCCUCCCCUUCUUCAAAUACCUAAUGAAGAUCACUAUCAACAACCACAACAGCAGCAUCAACCAUCACAUCACCAUACAAUUGGUCCAUCACGUUUCAAACAAAACCAACUGCCUGCUUAUGUUGCUUGUUUAAAUCAUGGCAUUAACUAUAAUGGUGUAUCCGGUCCACCCAUUCUUCUCCCACCAUCGUUUUAA